GGAUUCAAACCCAGGCCUGCCUAUCUGCCUGGAAGCCUGGGCUUUGUUCUCAGCCAGACUGCCCUGGCUCUCACCUAUUUGUUUAAAACAGCUCUCCUUUCGCCUGAAGAAAACUGUGACUUCCUUGUUACGUCACAGGCUUAGUCACAAUUGGGCUGAGAGCAGAGCGUGGCCCGGCCUGCCAGGUCCCAGGGCAGCCUUGCUAGCCCAGCCCAGGCUGGCCCGCUUAGCCACACAUGCACCAUGAAGUACCCUCUGGUGCCACUGGUGAACGACCUCACGUUUUCUUUCCUGGUGUUCUGGCUCUGCCUGCCUGUGGCCUUGCUGUUGUUCUUGUUGAUCGUUUGGCUACGCUUCUUACUUAGCCAAGAUUCAGAGGAAAAUGACUCAGAUUUAUGCUUUGAUUGGGAGCCCUGGAGCAAAACCCCAACCAAGUUUUGCUGGGAGGAGACACUCCAUAGCCAAGAGGAGGAGAGGCCCUGCUGGUGA
Messenger RNA from Diceros bicornis minor, 489 nucleotides. RefSeq names its product adipogenin (gene ADIG). Lineage: Eukaryota; Metazoa; Chordata; Mammalia; Perissodactyla; Rhinocerotidae. The transcript is spliced from 2 exons. Bases 244 to 489 code for a protein of 81 amino acids. The record is from RefSeq and is a predicted model, not a curated record. Gene Ontology annotation, biological process: brown fat cell differentiation; white fat cell differentiation. Gene Ontology annotation, cellular component: nucleus; cytoplasm; lipid droplet.